CGUUUGAAGAGUAGGCUGAGGCUCCAAAUUUAAAAUCCUAGCUGGCACCUGAGUACUCAGCCUACCCUAUCAGCACUUCCACUGACGGUGGCACAGCUCACUCCUGAGAGGGACAACGAGUUUGCAUUCAUGCAGUUGAUGCAGGAUUGAGUAACAGCAGAUCACCCUCCACCUUCAGCCUUGCCUGGUACUUGCUUUGAUCACUGUCAAUGCCUAAGACCUGCACUUGGUCUGUUGUCGUCAUCCUCAUUUGGUGAUCAACGGGACAGAAAGAGCAAACAGCAGGAGGAAAAAUGGAAUGUACUCCUGAACCAAACCUCUACGCUGACAACUGCAAAGGGCGGCACUGUUAUGACGACUGCUUUGACAGCGGGUACUCGGGUUUAUUCUGCACCCCUCAGAGCUCCACUGCUGGUGCCCUCUGUAGUACUUUGUCUCCCGUACAAUUAAAUGAAACGCCUAAAGAGAACCUCAGACUGUCCACCUCCCCUGACGACAGGGAACCCAUAAAAUGUUUGAGCAAAGACCCAAGGGGAAUACAGCGGCCGUCACUUUUUAAUUGGUGUGAAACUCCGAAAAGAGAUUCCAUGUUACGACACAGACUUUUACUGCGUAGACCCUGCGUAGAUAUGAAAACAGACAACACAAGAUCCCCGGGCACCCAAAGGGCUGGAAGAUCUGAGCGCUGGUUAAGUGCAUCUUUUAGUACUUUAGACACUGUGACAGGGGCUUUGGCAUCAAGCACUUUGGAGCAGGAUUUACCGCUGUCUAGUAGGAAGCGCCGUCUUCUCUUCGCUCAGGUGAGGACCUCAACUCGAGAAGAUGGAAAACCCAACACUGUUCCCUUUCCUGGUUUUGAGCGAAGAGUUUCCAUUUCAGAUGCAGACUUCAUCGAGAACAUUUCUGCCUCUGGGCAAACUGACAUCGAGUCCCCAUGCUUUAGAGAAUCCCAUUCAUUUUCAUCUAAAGAAAACUCUCGAUCACCAAUCAGCAGGGUGGCAAGCAAUCUUUACGACAAUUCAGCUGUCAUGUGCACACCAUCUUCAACACAAAAACCCAGAUACAUCAGGUCUGUGUGUGAAGACAGUGGUUUUGGUUCUCUGACCCUUGAUAAAUCCCAAGACUCUUCCUCAGACCAUGACGGCUCAUUCCAGGAGCUGCUGCUCUCUGACUCCAGAGGAAACUGUGAAACCCCAAAUCUUGCCGAGACAAAGCGACGCCCCCGUUUGCAGCGCCAGCAUAGGCUUUCUACGCUUAAAGAAGGAGGCUCCCAGUCCGAGGAAGAUCUAACAGAGAGAAAAAAUGAAUGUCUCCAUCAGCUCCACAGCCUUUCUAAAGAAGAUGAGGUUUUUGGAGAUGAAAACGCUGCCUGUGGAGGUGGGUCUGCUAAAUGUAGCUACAGUAUGACCUCUAUUGGUUUCCCCUCUGCAAAGCAAGACUAUGCGACCCCACUAAGAGCAGCCACAACCAAGCAAGAAAACAAGACACCUUUAAGCACAGAUCCUCUCACAGCAACUCCAGAAAGUCUCUCUCUUACACCAGCAUUGCAACUGGUUCACGCCAUGUGCCGGCAGAAUGCCCAGAUGUUUGCUGGCCAAAGUCCAAGCCUAAAGGAGCAGCUGAAGUCCACAGCAGCACUGGCCGAGACCCUGGCGAUGUUCAGGACCACCAUGCCACUGGCGGGGCUGAUUGGCAGGAAGAUGGGCCUUGGAAAGAUCGACAUACUCACAGAGCUGAAAAAGAGAAACCUCAGGCACAUUCUUGGUAUUAUACUCAGCCACCUUUCCUCAGAGAGCAUCUACAGGUGUGGUCGGGUGUGUAAUAGCUGGAAUGAGAUCAUCCAACAAGACAAGCAGGCCAGUUUUAAGAGAAGAAACCACCAAAGCAAAGUGGAGGCUGCUAUAGAGCUUGGUGGUCCUGUCCAUGUCCCUGAUGCAGAGACAAGACUCACUUUGAGUAAGAGAUCAGCCCUUAAGAUGGUUCAGUCCCAGUCCAGGUCUUCAAGUUUCUGCACCCCACAGUCAGCGAAAAGCACUUUGACACCAUUACAGCGCAGCACCCUGAAUCCAGGCAGCAGCAGCAAAAGGGAAAAGUUUCUUGAGGUUGCCAAAACUCUUUUUAACGACGAGAGCCUCAGGCCCUGCCCCCGAUGUCAGAACCCUGCAAGGUGUCACUCGGUGAAACGGGAGGGUGUGUGCAGCAGAGCGGACUGUGGUUUCCGGUUUUGCACAGCCUGCUUGUAUGCUUUUCACGGCUCGAAAGAGUGUGGCAGCAUGUCUGCAGGUCGCCACAAGAAGGACAUUCUUCUUCCUGGAAGUGCUCAGAGCAAGCGAAACAUUAGGAGAUUGUAAACAGAAAGUGGACUGAAUUCCUGUUUGCAUCUGCCACAAAAACAUCAGAUUUUUCCCAUCUAAUGGAGAAGGAAAGCUAUGGCAGCAGGGACACUUAUUUCAGUAGAUAAGCGCAAGUUCUGUAUUUACUAAUGUCUUUAUUCCUGUCUUUUUCUAUAUAUUUCCCCCUUUUUCUGUACAGUUCUUGCUGUUUUUAAUUAUGAAUGUGAAGGGAGUUGCAGCAAAAUGAACUUCUUUUGCUCGUUCUCCUCUUCAUACAUGUUUAUCAGCUGUACAUAGUGUUUUUGGGGAGCCCUUGUAAAGUUUUAGCAAUGAUUUUUCACGUCUUUAGAAUAAAUUUAAAUUUCUUUUUUA
Molecule: messenger RNA, 2705 nt
Organism: Cheilinus undulatus (humphead wrasse)
Lineage: Eukaryota; Metazoa; Chordata; Actinopteri; Labriformes; Labridae
Gene: fbxo43
Product: F-box protein 43
Exons: 7
Coding region: 294-2351 (685 amino acids)
Biological process (GO): regulation of mitotic nuclear division; negative regulation of meiotic nuclear division
Cellular component (GO): nucleus
Molecular function (GO): protein binding; zinc ion binding
Source: RefSeq, a predicted model, not a curated record